Messenger RNA from Apodemus sylvaticus (European woodmouse), 2813 nucleotides. It is a transcript of the gene Ess2, whose product is annotated as ess-2 splicing factor homolog. The record is from RefSeq and is a predicted model, not a curated record. Lineage: Eukaryota; Metazoa; Chordata; Mammalia; Rodentia; Muridae. The coding region runs from base 37 to 1479 and encodes 480 amino acids. Gene Ontology annotation, cellular component: catalytic step 2 spliceosome. The transcript has 10 exons.
GUGCGUCGACGCCGCCCGAGCGGUUCUGGGAUAGCGAUGGGGACGCCCGGGACCUCGACGGGUUCUCUGUUUCUGUCCUCCGCGUCCGCGCCCCCGAGGAAGCGCGCGGCUGGGGAGGCCGGAGAGGCCGGAGUUGCGAGCAGGCGGCAGCGGGUCCUGGAUGAAGAAGAGUACAUCGAGGGACUUCAGACAGUUAUCCAGAGAGACUUCUUCCCUGAUGUGGAGAAGCUACAGGCACAGAAGGAGUACCUAGAAGCUGAGGAAAACGGAGAUUUGGAGCGCAUGCGCCAGAUUGCCAUCAAGUUUGGCUCCGCCCUGGGCAAGAUAUCUCGGGAACCUCCACCUCCCUAUGUUACCCCAGCCACCUUUGAAACUCCUGAGGUACACCCGGGCUCCGGCGUGCUAGGCAGCAAGCCCCGGAACCAGGGCCGGGACCUAGAUGAUGCAGGAGAGGCUGGAGAGGAGGAGGAGAAGGAACCACUGCCCAGCCUGGAUGUCUUCUUGAGCCGCUACACAAGUGAGGACAAUGCCUCCUUCCAGGAGAUCAUGGAGGUGGCCAAGGAAAAAAGCCAUGCCCGCCAUGCAUGGCUCUACCAGGCUGAGGAGGAAUUUGAGAAGCGACAGAAAGAUAAUCUUGAACUCCCAUCGGCAGAGCAUCAAGCCAUUGAGAGCAGUCAGGCUGGCGUGGAGACCUGGAAGUACAAGGCCAAGAACUCUCUCAUGUACUAUCCCGAGGGUGUCCCAGAUGAAGAGCAGUUGUUUAAGAAGCCGCGGCAGAUAGUCCAUAAGAACACACGUUUCCUCCGGGACCCCUUCAGUCAGGCUGUGAGCAGGUCGCAGCUUCAGCAGGCGGCUGCCCUUAAUGCCCAGCACAAACAGGGCAAGGUUGGCCCUGAUGGCAAGGAGCUCAUUCCCCAGGAGUCCCCCAGAGUGGGCGGCUUUGGAUUUGUUGCCACUCCUUCUCCUGCUCCUGGUGUGAAUGAGUCCCCACUGAUGACAUGGGGGGAGGUUGAGAACACACCCCUGCGAGUUGAAGGAUCCGAGAGCCCCUAUGUGGACAGGACACCUGGACCCACAUUCAAGAUCUUGGAGCCAGGACGCAGGGAGCGUCUGGGCCUGAAGAUGGCCAACGAAGCGGCUGCCAAAAACCGGGCCAAGAAGCAGGAAGCAUUGCGGAGAGUUACAGAGAACUUGGCCAGUCUUACUCCCAAGGGCCUGAGCCCAGCCAUGUCCCCAGCCCUACAGCGCCUCGUAAGCAGGACAGCCAGCAAGUACACAGACCGUGCCCUGCGGGCCAGCUAUACGCCAUCCCCAGCACGCUCCUCCCACCUCAAGACUCCAGCUGGUGGGCCGCAGACACCCACAAGCACCCCAGCCCCUGGGUCUGCUACACGCACACCCCUCACACAGGACCCAGCCUCCAUCACAGACAACCUGCUGCAGCUCCCUGCCCGGCGCAAAGCUUCAGACUUCUUUUAGAGCCAGGCCUGGCUGGACCUGUGGAUGUUUGUGGAGCAUCUAGGGCAGCUUUCUGCUCCUCAGAGGAUUCCAGGCCUUGGAGACCCAGACCACGGGCAGUUGAUUAUUCCAGGAACCACAAGUAUAUAGUGCUGCUCCCUUGGCCAGGUUGGCAGAUUACCCCAACCACUCCCUUGGAAGUAUAGUGAUGGUGCUGUCCCUAGGGCCCUGCUGAAAUGCCUUCUAGUUAACCCCCAAUCGACCGCAUUAAAGAACACCUGGCACUGUCUGCCCGGGCUCCUGAUCCACGUCCCCCAUGUGGGUGUCUUGGGACCUCGGGGUUAGAACUAAGGGGCUCUAAGGGAGGAACCUUUAGCUCACAGAGCUGCCUCCUCCUAUGCUGAGAUCACUCCGUGAACCUUCUGUAAAGGAUAGCACAGACCCCAAAAGUUGCACCAUUGAGCUCGUGGGCCUCCCAGCAAGACCAUUCGGUUUGUUGGUUACAGGCUCUGGUAGAGCCUGCAAUAUCAGGCUCACCAGGACCAGUCCUCUUCCUGUGACUUGAGCCAGUUCCUCCCAGCAGUCUGUCUGCCUUCCUGUCCUCCUCUCUGCUUGACCCACUGUUCUUCAGCUCUGCCCACUGGACUCUGCUGAGACACCAGCCUUACCUCAGCCUGAGCUGUACUAUGAGAAGAGUGUGGGCUCCCUGCAAACCUGCAGCUGAGAGUCACUAGUCCUCAGGUGACUAGAGGCCAGCUAUGCCUGGGAGCCUGCGCCUACAGAGAGAGAGCCAAAGGGUCGCUUCUUGGCCUAACAGAGUCAAAAACUGUGAUUUAAUCCCUCAGCCUACAGUGUUCAGGCCACAAGUGGCAUCUAGGGCUUGCCCUCUGACUCCCCCUGACACCUUGCCUGGGUCUUGCUUUAAUUCCAUGAGAGCCACCUUUCUGUCUGCUGGCAUUGGACCUCUGAGACCUCUCAGCACUCUGAAGACCACUGGGUUUGGGUACCUUCCUCCUUGGGCUUUGUACUACUUAGUUGUUGACAGAAGCUAGAAUCACCCAGGAAGGAAGAACCUCAGUUGAAGAAUUACCUCAUCAGCUUGGCCUGACGCAUGUCUGCAGACAUUUUCUUGAUUGCUAACUGAUGUAGGCGGGCAGGACCCAGCAGUGGCAUCCCUGGGCCAGUGGUCCUGGCUUGUGUCAGAAAGCCUGGGAAGAAACUAGAGAGGAAGCCAGCCAGGAAGCAGCACUCCUUGAUGGUCUCUGCUUCAGUUUCUGCUUGGGCUCCUGCUCUGGCUUCCCUCAGUGAUGGACUGUGACCUGGAGGUGUGAGCUGAAUAAACCAUUUCCCCCUUA